Sus scrofa (pig) is the source of this 5869-nucleotide messenger RNA. NCBI's taxonomy places the organism in Eukaryota, Metazoa, Chordata, Mammalia, Artiodactyla, Suidae. The record is from RefSeq and is a predicted model, not a curated record.
AUAAAUUAAUUAAUUAAUUAAAUUUCAGAAUAUGAAGUUGGUUACAAAAAAGGAGGCCCCCUCCAAUUUUUUUUUUGAAAGAUAGCAGUAGGGUUAAAAUAAGUGCAUGUGCCACUUAAAGGCAAUGGCAGUCAUUUUCUGCCUUUUCUGUGGCAUGCUGUAUGCCAGAGGGAUAUAAACAGUAUGAGGAGGCCAUUAACACUGCUCCAGUAACUUGAUAUUUUUUUAUUCCUCUUCUCAAAACUGAUUUGUCCAAAUACUUUUGGAGACCAGAUUCAGGUCUAGUUAGGACAUGGGAUGGAGCAGUCCUCCAUGAUAUUCUGUUGUCACCGGGGGCGCCUGCUAGAGAGAUGGCUGAUGCCACCUGACGCAUGAAUUAUUCAAAGCCAGGGCUUGAGGUGUGGCCUGUGGUCUUUUAAGGUCCACAGCAUCACUAAGUCCCCAGAGAAGAGCCAAGGAGAGGGAGAUGGAAAGAGGCUGGCUCCAUGGGGAAGGAUUCUUCCUCUGCCUCAUUCUCCACCUGCUGCAUCAAGGUAAGAUGGGAUGAGAGCAGGAGCACAGCAUACAUAUAACUUCUGAGAAACAGGGAAACCAAGCUAAUUUUUGUGAUUUCUAGACAGUCAAUGACUAGGUAUUCAUUUCGGUAAAAAUGGAAACUCAUGAUGCAGACAGCUUUGUAGCUCUUUCUAGGCUCCUAACCCUUCGUUGACUCUUCUCUUUAGCUAUUUCUCCACCCUCCCUGCUGCUAUGGGCCGCUUCUCUUUCCCCAUGUUAUUCUCUUUCCAGGCAUAUAAUCUACUUCAUGGUUUUUUAGUAUUAACUGAUGUUGAGAAGAAAAAUCUUUCUCAGUUCUUUUAAGCAAAGGAAACACAGCAGGGAAGAUGCUAAGGGGAAGGAGGUGGAGGAGAAGAUCUACCAUGAAAGAGGGAAACUAUCAGGACAAUUUUUCCAAUCUAGAGUACUUUCUUCUUCACUACUGAGAGUAAGCAAUGAGGGUUAGGAUAACAUCAGAGACAAAUAAAAAGAGACUCUAACAGAAGAUGUUACCACAUACAUUUUCUGUUUCUGCUCCACAAAGUAUGGUAAGAAAAGGGUUGGAUAUAAGAUGGGUAUCAAGGGACUCUUUCUAAGAUCUUCUCAGUGGUGAUGACCCCUGAAUUUUAGAAGAGAAAAAUCACAGCACAUAGCAGAGACACAGCAUUCAAUUGAGAAACUGAGUUCUUUCCCACGUAUUUUUCACUACCUACAUGAUUAUUUCUCUUGUCAUUAAUUCAUGACCAUCUAUGCCCUGUUCAUAGAGUGAGGAAGAAAUUGUGAUUGCAAACUCUGUCACUGACAUUCACCCGAAUGGCCCAAGGACAGAAGCGUGUGGUGAGAUUAUUAAGAAUAUAGCAGGACACUAAAAAGUCGUGGUCAGAGCUGAGUUUGCAUACAGAUUUGGACAAGCUUUGCAUGCAGAGAAAGAUAAUGGAACUGAGGAUGGAGCCCAGACUCAGUUCACAAUAGCCACUUCCACCAUUUGCCUACCACCACACCUCAAGCUCCCAGGCCAGGAAGGAGGAAUCCACGUGCUUCUCCCAUGCCCCCUGCCAUCUCUGUGCAGAAAUACUCCCCAGGCCCCAGCCCUGGCACUCUUCUCACAGUCUCUGCUCUCCACAGGACGAGGAGGCACAUUCCCCAUCAAUUGCUCAGGCUUUGACCAGCAUGGGGUGAAUCCUGCUGCCUUCCAAGCAGUAUUUGACAGAAAGGCUUUCCGUCCAGUCACCAACUUCAGCGUCCCCACUCAUGUCAACAUCUCCUUCACCUUGUCUGCCAUCCUGGAAGUGGUGAGUCCUGAUCCAACUCUGUAAUGGUCUAAUGGUGAGAAGUGAGUCCCCUAACUGGAUUUUGUAAAAUUAAGAGCUCAGUCUAUGGGGUACAGAGGCAUGUCAGGGAAUGCUACAGUGAUAUCACUCCAGGUAAAAGCCAUCCUUUUUUGUGACUACUUCACAAGACCCUCAUACUGGUGCUUUCACUUACAUUUCCCAUGUACCCUGGAUUAUUUGACCUACAUUUUUCAGGAGCUUAUGAUUAAAAAUCAUAAUUGCUACACAGAACAGCCUUGGAAAUGAGUACGAGGUGGGUGGUGGCAUUGGACCUGACUUCUCAAAGUAAAUGACCCUGGAUAAAAAUUGUUUUUCCAUUGCUUAUUUGCUGUACAGUAGAAAGCUGACAGAACACUGUAAACCAAUUAUAAUAAAAAAAAUAAAAAUCACUUAAAAAAUUGUUUCUCCAGGAUGCACGGCUUCAACUGAUGACAUCAUUCCUGUGGCUAAAUAUGGUAUGACAGACUCAGUUUCCCCUUUGCUCUGGACCUCCCUUAUUCCACUCCAGGGUCUAACUUUGCAGAUUAAAAUGGAUAAACCUAAGGAUACCCACAAAUUAGACAAGUUCAAACAGAGUCAGACCAACAAUGAAAACAUACCCCGCCCCCGAUCAUUCUGCCACUUUAGGAGGGCAGAGAUGGGGCUCAGGAGCAGGUGGCAUAAAUGAAGAUUAUGGAAGCCCAUACUUAAGGCGCUCCAUCCCAGGGAAUCCAAGUCCAAGCUCAAGGUCUCCCUUGAGAGCAUGGAGGGAGAAGUGGAAGCGAGGAAAACUUUGUUAGUGACAUUGUGACAGCUGUCACCAAAGAGGGAGUGGGAAAGUAAAGACAUGAGCAAAAAAGGGAUGUAAAGUGCAGGAGACAGAGGAAGCCUACAACUAGUUCCCAUCCGCUGUUUGUCCCACACCACGGUCUCCUCUAGGUCUGGUACAAUCCAUUCAUCAGGUGGAACCCAGAGGAAUGUGGGGGCAUCAAGAAGCUCAGCAUAGCAACUGAGAACCUAUGGCUCCCAGAUAUCUUCAUUGAAGAGUUGUGAGUAUUAGCGCUGAAAAAAGCAAAAAGGAAGCCAUAUCUCCAGGCAAGGGUGUGAUGUAACCAGAAGGGGCCACACCAAGACUCAGAAAGAAGCAGCAUCUGAAACCCCUAGAACAUGGUGACAGGUGGAAGAGGGGAGUCACAAGAGUGGGGCUGGAGCAUAGGAAUGUGGUGACCUGAGAGAGAAAGAAGGCCAAGUCUGAUGGGGAUCCCACAACACCCACCUCCCUAUCCUCCUCACAUACAGCAUGGAUAUGGAUCAGACACCUCCAGGUCUCAUGGCUAUGUCAACAGUGAUGGCCACAUCAAAUACAGUAAGCCAAUGCGCAUGGUCAGCAUCUGCAAACUGGACAUCUUCUACUUCCCCUUUGAUGAACAGAACUGCACGCUCACUUUCAGUUCUUUCAUCUACACAGGUGGCCAUCAGGCGCAGACCCACCCUCUAUGUCAUAAACCUUCUGGUGCCCAGUAGCUUUCUGGUGGCCAUCGAUGCCCUCAGCUUCUACCUGCCAGCAGAAAGCGAGAACCGUGCCCCAUUCAAGAUAACACUCCUCCUGGGCUACAAUGUCUUCCUGCUCAUGAUGAAUGACCUACUCCCCAUCAGUGGCACCCCCCUCAUCAGUAUGGUGUGCUCCUUCCACCCAGGUGUCUACUUCGCCCUGUGUCUGUCACUGAUGGUGGUCAGCCUGCUGGAGACCAUCUUCAUCACCUACCUGCUGCACCUGGCCGCCACCCAGCCCCCACCCCUGCCCCGCUGGCUCCAUUCUCUGCUUCUGCACUGCACCAGCCCAAGGAAAUGCUGCCCUGUGGUUGCACCCCAAAGGGGAAACUCGGGUCAGGACCUCGGUCCCGCCCACCUUCCUGGCACGAAGGAGCCCGUGGAGCUGGUGGGGAAGGGGCCGGGUCCCAGAGAGGCAGAACUAAGUGGGUGCCCUGGGUCAGCGAGCACCCAGCCAGAAGAUGAGGCUCAGAAGCAGCACCUGGUCAGCCUGUGGGUGCAGUGCAGCCACAUGAUGGACUCCCUGCUCUUCCGCCUCUACCUGCUCUUCUUGGCCACCUCCAUUACCACGGUCAUUGUCCUCUGGAACACCUAGGGAGAUGCCCACCUGAGAGUUCCAGGCAAGAGCUUCUCUUUUCCCCAGGAAACAGCCAGGCCCUCACACCUACCCAAAUCCUGUCUUACAGACCUGACAACGCCUUGCUUUCAACCUGGUCUUCCUGUGCAGUUUCAGACAAGACCUGAUGGGUUCCUGUGCCCUCAUGAGUGAAGUCCUUGUUCCUGCAUGCCAUCUACUCCCCUCAGCCCUCCCAAGCGUCCUGCCUGCCUGGCUCCUCAGGAUUCAGGUUCCUGGAAUACUUCUGUGAUUGAAUCUCCUCCAAUAAACCCCUUUGCAGAAGGCACUGGUUCAUCCCUGCAUUAUAUUAUAGUACCAAAAACCUUGAGGUUGAGAAACUUUGCAGAAAGUUUGCAGAAACUUUACAUUACCAAAGUAAGAAGGACUUUCUUGUUUUUUAAAUCUAUUAAACAAUAUGAGAAAGUGGGGAGAGGAGAGAGAAGGGGGCAAAAUCUAUUACAAGGAAUUACAAUAAAAUAGGGAUUCACCUAAAUUAUCACAAAUUAUCCUGGAUUUAAGCUUCAGCAAUUAAUAAUAUGCCAGAAACAGGCAUCUCUUGUUUAAAGAGUGAAGCCUUUUGUCUCAGCCUGACAUAUGACUAAUUCAUCAUUAAGCACUUAAAGUGUUAACAUAAUUCUAAAUUCUGCUAACUGUCUGUGCUGCAAUUAGAGUUGAUCCAGCCUUUUUUUUAUUUUUUUAAGCUUUUAAAAAAAUGUUUUUAAAUGUAUAUUGGAGUAUAAUUAAUUUAUAAUAUGUUGAUUUCAGGUGUAUGACAGCAAUUACAUAUCCAUAUAUCUAUCCUUUUUCAGAUUCUUUUCCCAUAUAGGUAAUAAAAUCUUUUUUAAUGUUUUUUUUUAUUUCUCCAAUACAUUAUUUUUUUUCUACUGCACAGCAAGGUGACCCAGUUACACAUACAUGUACACAUUCUUUUUUCUCACAUUAUGAUCCAUCCUUAAUCAUACUAAGAAAAGAACCCUGGGCCAAGGAAAGCACAUUUGAAAAUGGCACCUGCUUUAUUUGGGAGUAAUACAAAUGCCCCCACGUGAACUGGAAAAUUCCUCUCCUUAUCAACUGCCUCAUCAUUUGAAAGUCUGUAUCUAUUGGCCCAUCAUUUCCAAUAGCUUCCUGGGGGGAGGUGAAGGCCCCACUGUAUCGCAUGAGAUCUGUGGUAUGAUUUGCUGGACACAGGUUCAGAAAAGCACAGACUCAAGAUCAACUCAAUUACAACUUGAACACAAUCUUUGUGGGAUCUCAGUUCCCAGACCAGGGAUGGAACCUGGGCCGCAGCAGUGAAAGCGCCAAUUCCUAACCACUAGACCAUCAGGGAAGUUCCCACAAUCUUUCAUUUUUCACAACCGUUUCUUUUCCUUUCUUUACUUUACUACUUUCUAUCUGAAGCCUAAAUUUCCCAGGUCAUAACAGGGUAGUGGGAAAAAAAGAGAGUCAUAAUAUUGUUUACUAAACUCUCUUUUCCUGGUUCCUCUUCUCCACUGCUCUUCCUCAAAUGUCUUUGGCUUCCUCUGGUCACUGUAGAUGCUCCAAGGGUGGCAAGGCUACCAAUGUCCACCAGAAGUAUGGCUGCUGGUAGUGCGGGCCUGAGGUCCUACCCCAAUAUUCAUUGCAGAACUUCUGCCCCCUCAGAGCCCAAGCCACUGGAGGGCUGAACUCUCAGUACACAUGUUCCGAGGUCGGGGCUGAGUCACCAGAACCAGAUGUCACUUGCUCUUUCCAUGCAGUCCGAAGUCCACAGGAAUCUGGGCAUACCGAAGCAGAAAUACCCUGCUCUACUCUGAAUGGCUCCUUUCACUCAAGUCUUCCAACGAAACUUAUGUCCCUUACUUCUUUUAUUUUGCUCUGC